Molecule: messenger RNA, 585 nt
Organism: Scheffersomyces stipitis CBS 6054
Lineage: Eukaryota; Fungi; Ascomycota; Pichiomycetes; Serinales; Debaryomycetaceae
Exons: 2
Coding region: 1-585 (194 amino acids)
Biological process (GO): maturation of SSU-rRNA from tricistronic rRNA transcript (SSU-rRNA, 5.8S rRNA, LSU-rRNA)
Cellular component (GO): nucleolus; 90S preribosome; preribosome, small subunit precursor
Source: RefSeq, a predicted model, not a curated record
AUGGCGGGUGGAAUCAGGAAAAAGACCUCUUUGAGAGACAAGAGCUCCAGAAAGUCUGGUUUAGCCAGCAAGAUUUCUGAAUUCAAACAGCAAUCCACCAUAGAAAACGGCCAAGACGAACACUUCCAUGAAAACCCGCUCUUGAAAUUGCUGAAAAUCAGCAAGAAAGAGAAGCAGCAACAGAAAACAGAUACCUUCAAUCAGAAGUUGUUGCACAAAGUCACAUUCAACACCUCCAGUAAUAUCAGUAAAUCUGCUGUGAGAAGGCGGAAGAGAAAAGAAAAGGAACAAUUGAAGCCCAAGAUGGACGAGUUGUUGACAUCUUUGCCAGACGACAUGUUUGCCCCCACUGCUGCUAGCACCACAACAAUAAGGAGAGCUACCAAGACUGGGGAGGCUACUUCAGGUUACGUCAAGUCUACGAAGGCUAAUUUGAACUUGCCGAAUGCCAAUAAGGCUACGGGCCAUAAGCAGAUUCUCAAGCAGGAGAAUAAGAACUUCACAAACGUGUUGAAGAACCCUGAGUUCAGACAGUCGCCAUUCAGCGCGUUGAAGAAUGCCAUCAAAGAGAACUUACAGGGAUGA